Plasmodium vivax (malaria parasite P. vivax) is the source of this 3441-nucleotide messenger RNA. RefSeq lists its product as hypothetical. The record is from RefSeq and is a predicted model, not a curated record. The transcript has a single exon. Bases 1 to 3441 code for a protein of 1146 amino acids. NCBI's taxonomy places the organism in Eukaryota, Apicomplexa, Aconoidasida, Haemosporida, Plasmodiidae.
AUGGGGAAGUUUAACACAUUAGCCGCUAUUUUUUGCUUUGUGCUUGUUUGCCUCCCGGCUCUCUACCAUGGGAUGCUUCACGAUAAAAAGAUCAAUUUGAAGAUAGAGUUGGUCGACAAAGAUGUGUUGCUAUCGCAUGAUCAUUUGAAGAAAGAGAAGAACAUUUUUCAGAAUGGGAAAAAAAUUAAAAUUAAAAUUUUCGAAAAAAUAAAGGAAAAUGUCCUCGAGCGGGCCUUAGUCGUGCAAGAAGUGGACAAAAUUAAAGGCAUGGGUGCAUCGAAGAGGGGCAGCGCCGCAAGUCUGCAAAAUUUGAGUGGUGAUGCGGCGGACGAUGGUGAUGACGGCGCUGAUGAUAAUGGCGAUGACAGUGAUAGCGAUAACGAUAAUGAUAAUGAGAAUGAUGCCGCUUCGGAGGGGGAAGAACAGUCUGGGAGUGAGGAGGAAUACCCUGCGCACGACGCGAGAGGCAUGAAAGUUAUUUCAACCGAGGAAUCUACCGAAAAUGAUGUCCAUAUGCUGCGCAAGGUCUAUCAGAAAAACUCGGAUGAAGAAUCGACUACCUACUGCUACAUGAGGUACACAUUUAAUUUAAAUUUGGAAAAAUUAAGCGAAAAUAACAAGAGCGAGUUAUUCAAAGGAUUGGAUAAAUCGCUAGACUAUAUGUCCUUUUUGCCGAAAGACGAUCAAGUUAAUGAUACCGAAGAGAUCCUAGAUCAUGAGUACAAGCAGAUGGACAAGUCGACCGAGUCAAAUGACUCCAUCCUGUCAAGCGUGGAACUGAGGAAUGAUAAUCUUAAUUCGUGCCCUAAUUCGGAGUAUGCCGAAACGAUCGAUGAUAUUGUUAGCUACUUGGACAGUGCGAGUAGCAGGACAGCCAUCCCCUCGUCAAUCAAAAAUAAAUUAUUGAGCGAAAGGGACCUUCUGAAAGGGUGCGAUGAGGUGGAAGCAGGUGACGCGAGUUCGGCCGGUAAUGCGUCAGACGACCACGCGCCUGGCGACAACGCACCAAACGACAAUGCUGAAAAAAUUGCGCUUUACGAAAUGCUGGCAAAUUUAAAGGACUCCUUUAUGAUGAAAAAAAAGGUAAUGAAUUUACUACGCAAUGGAAGCACUAACGCGGAGGAUGCUAACACCGGCAGGGUUGCAGAAGAAGACAUGGACCAAAUUUUCAUAGACUCAGUUGAGCGGACAUUUGAUUGCUACGAUGUUCUGAAAGGGAGUGAGCGGUUAGAAUCUAUAUUGGCGAGCGAGGAAGAGGGGGAGACCCCAGUGGAAGAAUCUCCCAACACAAAAGAAGUAGAUAUUAAGAAUCACCAGUUUAGAUAUACCCCGGGGGAAAACUCGGAGGAGAACCCUUUGGCUAGUGGUGAUGAUGAGGACAAAUGUGAAGCUUUUUUUAAAACAGUUUUGCAAAGUGAAGUAUUUGCAGACGAUUCUACUGUUUCGCGAAGUGUGCGAGGGGGACAUUUUCAGAUGAUCGACGAUGAGGUGAGUAGUGAUGAGGUGAGCGACGCGAAAGCGAGGAAUUCAGACGGGGAAGACGCAACAUAUGAAGAUUCCUUUUACAAUGGCUCCUCACUCAUGCCGAUAGUAGAUUAUGCCUCUACGAAAUUGCGCAGUGCGUUUAUGGGCGAUGACCGUCAGAUGGAUGUGACAGCUAGCGAAAGUGACAACCCUAUGGAGGGUACUUCUAACUGGCAAGAAAGCCAAAAGGUUUUGGAAAAUACUGCGUCCUUUGCUGAUAUGUCAAAAGGGAUGAGGAAUUACGAAGUGGAUGACGCGGGGGAAGAAGCGGACGUGGAUGAAAUGGAGGUGGAUGAGGUGCAGAUGGAUGAAGUGGAGGGUGAGGAGAAGGAGCAUGCGCAGGGGUAUGAAGUGGAGGAUAAGGUGGGAGACUUCGAAAAUGACGACGACGAUAGGGAUGAAGAUGACGAUGAUGAUGACGAUGACGAUGAUGAUGAAGAUGACGAUGAUGAUGACGAUGACGACGAUGAUGACGAUGACGACGAUGAUGACGACGAUGACGACAAUGACGACGACAGCACCAUUGGCGACGACAACGACAACGACCGCGAUUAUGACGAUGAGGCAAGCAGCCGCUCAUCACUAAGCGUGAAGGACCUGUUGGGCAAUUUAUUAAAAACGGGGUCGAACCACUUAAUAGAUAAAGCUACCAAUAAAGUGUACAGUGUCGUGGGGAAGAACAUUGACAUAGACAAGCUAUCCAAGAAGGCCAACAAAAUGGUGAGGGAAAUGAAAAAAGCAUCUAAAAAGGGUUCUAAAAAAUAUAAGAAGGCAAAAAAGGGGGUGAAGAAAUCUGUUAAGAAGGCGAAAAUGGUCUCAAUGGAGAAUGUGGAUAAACUUAAAAAGGAAGCGAAAAAUGGAGUCGAGAACUUAAAAGAUAUCGGAAAGAGUGGCUUUCGCAAGCUUAAGGAUGAGGCAAAAAAGGGAGGAAAGCGUCUCAAAAAGCAAGGGAAAAAAUUCGUCGAUAAGGCUGUGCAUGUAGCGAAGGAUGAGAUUGAUAAAGUGAAGAAGGAAACGAAAAAGAGUAUCGAUAAGGGGAAAAAAAAGGUGAAAAAGGUGGCAAAAAAAGGAGUCGAGAAGGGGAAGAAAAAUGUGAAAAAGAUGAAAAAGGUGGCCAAAAAGGGCAUCGACAAGGUGGAGGAAGUGGUGCAGAAGGGCAUCGGUAAGGCGGAGAAAGUGGUACACAAGGGCAUCGGUAAGGUGCAGGAAGGCAUCGAUAGGUCGCAGGAAGUGGCCCAAGCGGGGGUGAACAAAGUGCAGAAUGGCAUCGAUAAGGUGGAGAAAGCGGCCCAAACAGGAGUGAACAAAGCGCAGAAUGGCAUCGAUAAGGUGGAGAAAGCGGCCCAAACAGGAGUGAACAAAGCGCAGAAUGGCAUCGAUAAGGCGCAGAAGGAAGUAGAAAAAACAAAAAAGGAAGCGAACAGUACCAGCGGAAGCUCCAAUAAAAGCACAGCUGCAAAUGGCCACAAAACGAAUAAAUCACCCAACACUGGCAUAGACGGUAGUACGGUGAUGCCUAAGGAGAAGGCCGCUCCAAAACAGAGUCAUAACGACCCCUCGGGGCACAAAGGUUUGAAAAUCAAAACGUCCUUCUUAAGCGAAUCAGCCGAAUUAGGUGAAUCAGGCGAAUUAGCCGAAUCAGGCGAAUUAGCCGAAUCAGGCGAAUUAGCCGAAUCAGGCGAAUCAGGCGAAUUAGGCGAAUUAGACGAAUUAGGCGAAUUAGACGGAUCACGUGAGAAUAACUUAAACAGGAAGAAAAUAAAAAGCGAAAUAAAGAAAAUUAAUAAAGAAUACAAAAAGUUGAGAGAGAUGGAAAAAAAAGUGAAGGAGGGGUUGAAAAAUCCCGUGCCUUCUGACAGGAAAAUAAUUCAAGAAUUCGAUGAUUUUGAAAAAUCGAGUGAAGAGAAAGAGGAGUAG